AUGGCUCACCGCAUCCUUACAACCCUCGUCGUAACCGGCACCCGAGUCUUCGGCCGCGCCUUUGCAGAGGCCUACAAACAAGCCUCCGCCAGCUCCAAAUAUGCCACCGAAAUGAAAAAAGGAAACGUCACUGGCGCCAGCACAUACGCCUCCAACGGUCUCACGCUCGACGAAGCAUGCAAAAUCCUGAACGUGAAGCCUCCCCAAGCCGCGGCUGGUAGAGAGGCACAACUCGAGAGCGUCAUGGAGCGAUUUAAGAAGUUAUUCGAUAUCAAUGAUCCGGAAAAGGGGGGAAGCUUUUAUUUGCAGAGCAAGAUUCUGCGUGCAAGGGAACGCAUUGAGAUGGAGUUGCGCGAGACGGAGCGCAAGGUGGCGAUGGAUAAGGAGUUGAAGGAGGGUUGGAAGCCGAAGGUCUACAAGGACCGAUGA
Talaromyces marneffei is the source of this 429-nucleotide messenger RNA. RefSeq lists its product as uncharacterized. The record is from RefSeq and is a predicted model, not a curated record. Gene Ontology annotation, biological process: protein import into mitochondrial matrix. Gene Ontology annotation, cellular component: TIM23 mitochondrial import inner membrane translocase complex. The transcript is spliced from 2 exons. Lineage: Eukaryota; Fungi; Ascomycota; Eurotiomycetes; Eurotiales; Trichocomaceae. Bases 1 to 429 code for a protein of 142 amino acids.